AGUGCCCAUCUUGGAAACACGGAGGCCCACUGAAGGAUGCAGCCAAGCCUUGUGACGCAAAGCCCUCUUAGUCCAUCUCCACGUGCUGGUCACGCCAUGCAGUGCUACCAGCCAGGCAGUUCAUUGCCUUUUCCAGGACAAAGUGCCAGAACCUACUUCGGAGGGAUGAAGGGGAUGCACCCGUAUGCGUCACAGCUUUUGGAUGAGCUCGCUGCUCACUACGUAAGGAGAGAAUGCUAUAGUGUUGUGCUUCCAGGAUACUCUCCAGGAGGCUUUUAUGGGCAUGGUGCUCAGAACUCCCUGGAGAAGCGGCGCGGCAACAUCCCACCACCAGAACCUCGUUCCUCGGCAAGGGACUCCAGUGUGUUUCCACGAACGGGUGGAUGAUGUGGAUCGAAGAAGGUGGUGAAUUCGUGAACCUUUCGCUGUGCGGACCGCCUCACAAGACACUUGCUUGGGCUCCGAACAAUGGUGGUCAGCAUCACCGGGAAAUGCGGCCAGACUGGGGGGCUGUCGUCGGGCAAGGGUCCUCCAAGGUUCUUUGACCUGUCAAGGAGACUUAAGAGACAGACAAUUGGCAAAUUGGCAAACAGACUGUUGCCCUCAAGGGUGUUUGAGAUGACAAGAGACACGGUGCUGGCUGGUUGCUCCCCUUCUGAGUCAACUUGAUCAGAAGUAUUGAAGUUUGACAUGCUUGAGCAUGCUUGAGCCACUUGACAGGAGCAUAGUAGCCAACCCCGAAUUGGUGUCAGGCUUGAGUAGCGGAGUUCUUUUGCAAUUGUGAGGCAGCCGAGGAGUCAGAACUUCAGAACUCACAGCACCGGGUGAUCUUUGCCAGGAACGCGUAAGCAACGUUCGAGCUGCUGCUGAGGGUGCCGCAUCUGCUGAUUUGGAGGGAGCCGGGUGGAACCGGGUGGAGCCGGGUGAGCGGAAGUGCAGUGAUGCAGAGAGUGUGCGUUUUUCUUCAUCAUAUGUUUCCCGAAAUGUAUUUCAGCAUUCCGUUUUUGACAAUGAAGGGAUGCACGAUGAUGCAAGGACUGUAGAUGCAUGCAGAAUGGAGCAACACCUUUCUCAAAAAGGGGCCUUUACCAUUAUGUAUAUAACUGGCUAUUGUAGCAAAGUUUACGCAAAGAGUAAC
Molecule: messenger RNA, 1138 nt
Organism: Durusdinium trenchii
Lineage: Eukaryota; Dinophyceae; Suessiales; Symbiodiniaceae
Source: the annotation of a GenBank genome assembly